UUCUUUGUCCACCUUAACGGCGCCAUCUUGGCCAACCGGACCGUGAUACAGUGAAGGUUGUCUAGCAUUCUGUGUGUUCUAGUUUAUUUUCGAGAAGACGCCAGUCUUAUGAAUUUACCAGUAGAAUAAAUUUGACGGAUUAGAGGAAGAUAAAUAGAUACGGAAAUGGCAACGGGAGCAAACGCAACCCCGCUGGGGAAGCUGCACCCGAGUAUCGGCGCUAAACGGGGCUUCGACUCGGGGCCCGGUGCUGGUUUAAUGCCUCCGCCGGGGCCUCCAGCCUCUUUUCCGCUCCAGAACUUUCCCCAGAUGCCGGGUGCCGCUUUCCCAGGAUUUCCCGGGGCUGCUGGUUCAUUACCAAACCCGCAACUCGGCCUUCCUCAAUCUCAAUUAGAUAUGAGUCUGAAGAAGAGGAAAAAAAGUCGCUGGAGCAGUGAGACCCCGGAUCAGAAGACCAUUAUCCCAGGAAUGCCCACAGUUAUCCCUCCCGGCCUUAGUCGUGAACAAGAGCGAGCUUAUAUAGUCCAACUGCAGAUCGAAGACCUGACUCGUAAACUGCGUACAGGAGACCUGGGAAUCCCUGUUAAUCCUGAGGACAGCAGGUCUCCGUCUCCUGAGCCGAUCUAUAACAGCGAGGGGAAGCGGUUGAACACACGUGAGUACCGCACCCGCAAAAAAAUGGAAGAGGAGAGACAUUCACUCAUCACUGAGAUGGUUGGGCUGAACCCAGAGUUUAAGCCCCCUGCUGACUAUAAGCCUCCAGCCACCAGAGUCAGUGAUAAAGUGAUGAUUCCACAAGAUGAGUAUCCAGAAAUCAACUUUGUUGGACUUCUCAUUGGACCACGUGGCAACACGCUCAAGAACAUUGAGAAAGAGUGCUGUGCUAAGAUCAUGAUCCGUGGGAAGGGUUCUGUUAAGGAGGGCAAAGUGGGCCGUAAAGACGGACAGAUGCUCCCAGGAGAGGACGAGCCUCUACAUGCCUUGGUCACUGCCAACACCAUGGAUAACGUUAAGAAGGCUGUAGAGCAGAUCCGUAAUAUCCUGAAGCAGGGUAUUGAGACCCCAGAGGAUCAGAAUGACCUGAGAAAGAUGCAGCUAAGGGAGCUGGCACGACUCAAUGGCACUCUGAGAGAGGAUGAUAACAGGAUCCUGCGUCCAUGGCAAAAUUCAGAGCCUCGUAGCAUUACCAACACUACUCUGUGCACAAAGUGUGGAGGAGCUGGACAUAUUGCAUCUGACUGCAAGUUUACAAGUACUUAUACCCCGAGGCAAGGCGAUCCACCCCAGUCAGCUCAGGAUAAGGCCCGUAUGGAUAAAGAGUAUCUGUCUUUAAUGGCUGAACUGGGAGAGGCUCCAAUUCCCGCAUCCAGUGGUGGACACAGCAACAACCCACCCAGUGGCCCCCGUGGAACUGGACCCAACUCUAACCAGCCACCUCCAAACCGUCCUCCCUGGAUGAACUCGGGCCCUUCAGAUAACAGGAACUAUCAUGGCAUGCAUGGCGGUCCAGGUGGUCAUGGAGGUCCCCACAACUUCCCACCCCCAAUGCCCAACAUGGGUGGGCCACCCAUGCCUCCCAACCCUAACGGCAUGCCCCCUCCGUGGAUGCAGCCACCCCCUCCACCAAUGGGCCAGGGUCCAACUCCUCAUGGACACCCUAUGGGUUUGUUACCACCUCCUAUGGGCAUGAUGCCACCUCCUCCACCUCCACCCAAUAAUCAACCACCCCCACCCCCAUCAGGGCCUCUGCCGCCUUGGCAACAGCAGGCCCCACCCCCUCCGCCCACCAGUAGCAUGGCAACCAGUGCCCCACUGCCAUGGCAGCAAAACACCACAACCACAUCCACCCCAGCUACAGGUAACCUUCCUCCAUGGCAGCAACCCCAGCCAGCAGCAAGCUCUGCUGCCCAACCUCCUCCUCCUAUGGGAAACCCCUCCAUGGUGCCCCCUCCUCCUGGAGUUCAGCCCCCACUGCCCCCUGGUGCCCCCCCUCCUCCACCACCCCCACCCCCUGGCUCAGCAGGCAUGAUGUAUGCACCCCCUCCACCUCCUCCACCCAUGGACCCCAACUUUGUUACCAUGAUGGGAAUCCCAGGAAUGCCUCCAUUUGGCAUGCCACCUGCCCCCCCUCCCCCACCACCCCAAAAUUAAAUACCCCACAUUGACCACAUGAUAUAAGCUGGAGGACAACAUGACUUGGUUCUGCUUGAUGUAUGUUGUAAUACUGGAGAGAAAAAAGGCUAGUGUGGUUGAAAUGUGUACAUUUGCCUAACUUAAUUUGCUUCUACUUUUAAAAUUUUAGUGUUUGCUCAGUUGAUAGAUGUUCUGUUUGUUUGUUUUUUUGGGUGUGUUUGUAGGGCCUUCUUUUCACUAGUUGUGCUAAAUGACAUUCCAGACCACAGUAAUUAAACCGUAAUAAUGUAAAGUAUCAUUGUUUUUUGCUUAUUGCAAAAGCAGAUGAUUUCCUCUAUAAUGAAUCAGAAUUGGUUUUGCCUUUUUUUUUCUUUUUUUUUUUUUUUUUUGAUGGAUUCAGUUUAAAAAAAAAUUUGUCUGAAUAUUUUUGUAAUGCUAACUUCAGCUAAAUAAAAGUUGAAAUGGCCUCACAUUUACAUAGUAACAAAUACAGGUGGGAAGACUCUUCAUUUAUGUUGCGCUUCUGCAAUUCCAGGUUUGUUGGGUUUUAGUUUUACAACUUUUUAGAAUGCGUCCGUUUUAAAUUGUGCAUAAAAGGACCUGAUGCUACUUCAAUCUGUUUAGCUUCAUUUGUAUUCUUGACUGCUUCUGCAAGAAAACUAUCCCACUCUUGUGCUCCACUUUUCUCAGUCUAGUGUCCUUUGUGGGGCUCCACUCAGCCCUAAUGAGCUUAGUCUGUCAGGAUUACGAUAAAAGAUGCAAUGAAAUAGUUUAACAGGUCUUCAGUUGUUUUAAUUUUUUUUAAGUUCAGAACUCAACUGAGACUGGGAGAUUUAUUUCAGACUAACAGAUGUGUGAAACUUGUCCAUUGGGUUUGUUUAACGUCUACUGAUACAGUUGUCUAAUUUUUAUUUUACUUUUUCCCCCUUUUGCUUUGUGUGCAACUGUCCAGUCCUGAAGUGCUCAACUAUUUUUUAUUGUAUGUACAGUUCAAAAUGGACAAAGUGAAUAUGUUCAGUUCCUGUACUUUUAAAAUAAAGGGGAUUAUACAUUUCUAUUAAGAUAA
This is a messenger RNA of Tachysurus fulvidraco (yellow catfish), 3199 nucleotides long. It is a transcript of the gene sf1, whose product is annotated as splicing factor 1. The record is from RefSeq and is a predicted model, not a curated record. Gene Ontology annotation, biological process: regulation of mRNA splicing, via spliceosome. Bases 166 to 2151 code for a protein of 661 amino acids. Gene Ontology annotation, molecular function: mRNA binding; zinc ion binding. The transcript has 12 exons. Lineage: Eukaryota; Metazoa; Chordata; Actinopteri; Siluriformes; Bagridae. Gene Ontology annotation, cellular component: nucleus.